Bipolaris oryzae ATCC 44560 is the source of this 993-nucleotide messenger RNA. RefSeq lists its product as uncharacterized. The transcript is spliced from 5 exons. The coding region runs from base 1 to 993 and encodes 330 amino acids. Lineage: Eukaryota; Fungi; Ascomycota; Dothideomycetes; Pleosporales; Pleosporaceae. The record is from RefSeq and is a predicted model, not a curated record.
AUGGGUCUCCCGCUUCCCCAGCAACUCAGAAUACCCUGCGCCUUCCUAGGUGCGCUGGGUAUCGUUACUUUUGCGCUCCGCUGCUUCAUCAUGCACAUGUGGUACACUGGGACUUUGUUGACAGGCAUCCACUAUGGAACUGGUCGACGAACUUCGGAAAUAUCUGUAACCGACUCAGUGCAUGCUAUGCGUUGUUGGUGGCUAUGCUUCCUGGCAUACGCAUGUUCAAUCACCUUGGCCAAAAUAUCCGCUGGUUUUUUCUUCCUUAGAGCCACAGGCAGCAAGCCAGUCUUCCGUAUCACGACCUAUGCUAUCACGAUACUCGCCGCAGUGGUCGGCUUCGGCUUCUUCUUCCUCAGUGUUUUCCAGUGCAUGCCAGUCAGCUUUUUCUGGACGCGCUUACAAGGAGAUAUUAAUGGAAAGUGCCUUGACAUCGAAAUCAUGAUAAUAGCCACAUACUUUUAUGGAGCUGUCACUGCUGGAACAGACAUAGCUUGGGGCAUCUUGGUCGGAGCGCUCAUCUGGAAACUGCAAAUUGACCGCCGCACAAAGGUUUUGACAGCGCCAUUUCUGGGUCUGGCAUGCAUUGCAAGUUACGCUGCCCUCGUGCGAAUGCCCUACGUUGCCAACUUCAAAAACCCAGACUUUCUAUACGCAACCGUCGAAAUCUCCAUGUGGUCCACAAUCGAAGUCGGUGUCUCCAUCUGCGCCGCCAACCUCGCCACCAUCCGGCCCCUAAUCCACCACUUUACCCAUAAAGGCGAAUCUUGGGAAUCGCGCCAGAACAGGCCAGGGCAGGUUAUGUUGGCAACUAUACCAGAUUCUCACGAACUUCCUGGACUGGAAUCACCGCCAAAGACUGCAGAGAGCUCGGUUUCAUCUACGGAUCCGCAAAACAAGAACGGCGAGAGCGGAAUGACGAGAACCGUGUCCAAUUGGAGCAGGUGGACGCGUAAAGAUAGUGCGGCGAACGUGGAUGCUCAUACUCCAUGA